Pelobates fuscus (common spadefoot toad) is the source of this 6365-nucleotide messenger RNA. RefSeq names its product membrane associated guanylate kinase, WW and PDZ domain containing 3 (gene MAGI3). The record is from RefSeq and is a predicted model, not a curated record. Bases 221 to 5014 code for a protein of 1597 amino acids. Gene Ontology annotation, biological process: signal transduction. The transcript has 21 exons. NCBI's taxonomy places the organism in Eukaryota, Metazoa, Chordata, Amphibia, Anura, Pelobatidae. Gene Ontology annotation, molecular function: protein binding. Gene Ontology annotation, cellular component: cell-cell junction; cytoplasm.
GUCACGGAGUGACUCUCAGGGUUCCAUACAGAGUGUUUAGGAUUCCAUGUGCACGGGCUUACAUUGUACCCGUUCCCAGCUGUCUCAAGUCACUCUGACAUCUACCUGUUGGAUACUUGUCUUUUUUAUUUUUGUUUGGGAAGAGGGGGGCUGAUCAGCCAGCCCCCUGCGUGUCUAUCUGAUUGCUUGGAGUAGAGGGGGGAUCUACGGAUGAGGCACCAUGUCCAAAACCCUGAAGAAGAAGAAACACUGGUUGAGUAAAGUGCAGGAGUGUGGGCUGUCUGGGCUGGGGGGAGAUCCCAGCUCCCUGCUGGAGGUGCGGGGGGGCGCAGAGCAUGGAGAGUUCCCCUAUUUGGGGCGAUUGAGAGAGGACGUUGCCAGCUAUAUAGCGGGCAAGGUGCCCAGCCAGGGAGACGUCCUGUUGGAGGUGAAUGGGACCCCGGUGAGUGGCCUGACACACAGGGACACCUUAGCUGUGAUCAGGCACUUUAGGGAGCCUAUCCGUCUGAAGACUGUUAAACCCGGUAAAGUUAUCAAUAAAGAUCUGCGUCACUACCUGAGCCUGCAAUUUCAGAAGGGAUCCAUAGACCACAAGCUUCAACAAGUGAUCAGAGAUAACCUCUACCUGAGAACGAUACCCUGUACUACUCGCUCCCCACGUGAUGGAGAAGUCCCGGGGGUGGAUUAUAAUUUUAUUACUGUUGAGCAGUUCAAAGCUCUUGAAGACAGCGGCGUAUUGCUAGAGAGUGGAACAUAUGAUGGUAAUUUCUAUGGCACCCCCAAGCCUCCUGCGGAGCCUAGCCCUUUCCAAUCAGACCCGGUGGACCAGGUCCUAUUUGAUGGCGAUUUUGACACCGAAACACAGAGGAAAAGAACCACAUCUGUCAGCAAAAUGCAAAGAACAGAUUCUUCUUUACCUGAGGAGGAAUAUGAAGAGGAGAGAGAGACGGUUAAUGGCAGCAGUGGAAGUGCAGAGCAUAGGGACAAACAGGAGACCUCUGAAUGGGGCAAGGUAGUCCCAAGUUACAACCAGACCAACAGUUCCAUGGAUUUCAGAAAUUACUUGACACGAGAUGACAACCUGGAACCUCUGCCAAAGAACUGGGAAAUGGCCUAUACUGAAGCUGGCAUGAUCUACUUUAUUGACCAUAACACUAAAACAACAACGUGGCUAGAUCCCCGGCUGUGUAAGAAAGCCAAAGCACCGGAAGAUUGCGAUGAUGGAGAGCUUCCGUAUGGUUGGGAGAAGAUAGAAGACCCUCAGUAUGGAACUUAUUACGUUGAUCACAUCAACCAGAAAACACAAUUUGAAAACCCUGUGCUGGAAGCCAAGCGGAAAAAACAGCUCGGUCAAUUGAGCCUGCCUCCUACUGAUGGAGCUAUACAUACAGACCCAGAAAAGUCCCCCUUUACCAGGGAUCCAACCCAGCUGAAGGGUGCAAUUCUGCGCACAUCCCUAAAGAAAAGCUCCAUGGGAUUUGGAUUUACUAUUAUUGGAGGAGACCGGCCAGAUGAGUUCUUGCAAGUGAAGAACGUAUUGAAGGAUGGUCCAGCUGCUCAAGAUGGCAAAAUUGCACCAGGUGAUGUGAUUGUAGACAUCAACGGAACAUGUGUUCUUGGUCACACACACGCAGAAGUGGUCCAGAUGUUCCAACUUAUUCCUAUUGGUCAGUAUGUGAAUAUGACACUUUGUCGGGGUUAUCCCCUACCUGAAGAUAGUGACGAUCCUGUUGCUGACAAUGUUAAUGUGGUUCCACCGAUCAUUAAUGGACAGCUCACCAGUCAAGGAGACAUGGGAAGUCAGGAUUUAAAAACUGGAGUGUUGAUUGUGGAUCAGAAUGGAAAACCAGGCCAUGUGCUGGUUAAUGGACGACUUAAUGGACCUUCACUGGACCUACAAGAGCAAAGGACAUCUAUGGCAUCCUCUGGGACCUCCCUGCCUGAGCUUGUCACUAUUCCCUUACUAAAAGGACCCAAGGGCUUUGGGUUUGCAAUAGCUGAUAGUCCUAUGGGACAAAAGGUCAAAAUGAUAUUGGAUAGCCAGUGGUGUCCAGGACUGCAGAAAGGAGAUGUGAUAAAGGAGAUCUUUCACCAAAAUGUGCAGAACCUGACACACAUCCAAGUGGUUGAAGUUCUAAAGCAGUUUCCAGUCGGAUCUGAAGUGCCACUUCUCAUCUUAAGAGGAGGUCCUCCUUCACCAAACAAAGUAGCAAAAGUGAAAUCUGACAAGCAGGACUUGGCUGGAAGUCUUGAAACUAUUGGCCCAGUUGACCCUGUGCCACAUCCUUUGCCGUUUCCUCCAAAUCUUGCACGAUCCAACUCCCCUAAACUUGACCCUUCUGAGGUCUAUAAGAAGUCAAAAAACAUCUUUGAAGAUAAACCUCCCAACACAAAAGACUUGGAUGUUUUCCUGCGAAAGCAAGAAUCUGGCUUUGGAUUCAGAGUCCUUGGAGGAGAUGGGCCUGACCAGGCAAUUUACAUCGGAGCAAUCAUCCCUUUGGGAGCAGCUGAGAAGGAUGGACGACUUCGUGCUGCAGAUGAGCUAAUCUGUAUUGAUGGAGUCCCUGUGAAAGGAAAGUCCCACAAACAAGUGCUGGAUCUAAUGACCAACGCAGCUCGAAAUGGCCAUGUGUUGCUUACAGUACGAAGACAGAUCUAUUACGCUGAUAAACCCCAGGAUGAAGAAGAACUCCAACCUACACCCCCUACUCUCAAUGGAUCGCCCAGGCUGAACCGUAUCGAGGUCGCUGGUGUCCCCAAGCCACCUGCAGAAGCCUAUGAUGUCAUCCUACAGCGCAAAGAAAAUGAAGGCUUUGGAUUUGUCAUCUUGACUUCUAAAAAUAAGCCCCCACCUGGAGUAAUUCCACAUAAGAUUGGACGUGUGAUUGAGGGUAGCCCUGCAGACCGAUGCAGGAAGCUGAAAGUGGGAGACCGGAUCUCAGCUGUGAAUGGCCAGUCGAUCGUAGAGUUGUCACAUGACAACAUAGUACAGCUAAUAAAGGAUGCUGGGAACACUGUCACCCUCACAGUGAUUGCCGAAGAAGAGCACAAAGGUCCUCCGUCUGGUACCAACUCUGCAAGACAGAGCCCAGCUCCGCAGCACCGAGCCAUGGGACAAGCUCAACCAAACUAUGGAACCUUGGAAAGGAACAGCUUAGAUGCAGACGGCAAUAAAGGGGACAUUUCUGCCACCUACAGAUUUUUGUGGCCUGAUCACAAAUCUGACACUGCAGUAAAUCGCCCCUCACAGCCUGUGGGCUGUUACCCUGUGGAGCUGGAGAGAGGACCUAGGGGAUUUGGAUUUAGUCUUCGAGGAGGAAAAGAAUACAACAUGGGGCUGUUCAUCCUUCGCCUUGCAGAAGAUGGCCCAGCCAUCAAAGACGGACGCAUUCAUGUUGGGGACCAGAUAGUGGAAAUUAAUGGAGAACCAACACAGGGAAUCACUCAUACACGGGCCAUUGAACUGAUACAAGCCGGGGGAACAAAGGUUCUUCUUUUGCUGAGACCUGGAACAGGCCUUAUCCCAGAUCACAAUGAACUGGACUUUACUCAUCCUCCAUCUCCAGAUGUAAUAUAUGAUGACCUCCCAGCAUAUUCAUCAGCCUCACACAUGGCUCCCACUCCUGGUGUUUCUCAUUUGCCAGAACCUGAUGAGUCAGUGGAUUUUCAGAAAGCAGAGAGAAUGGCUUUGCCAAAGGACCAUGCAUCUGAAAGCAAAGACGUAAAAGCACUCCCCAGCAUUAACAUCCAAGAGGAAGAAAGUAUAAUACAGGACAAGCAACCACCAGCUGUCCAGCACAAACAAAGAGAAAGAUCUGUGAGCCCUAGGAAUGCCAAUAAAGGAAGCCUAUUGAAUCCUGAUAAGGACAGAAGUGCAAGGAGAGGUCGGUCUGUAAGUCCCAAAAAAUCUGAAAGCAAACGCUCCAAAGAUCCGCUUGAGAAGACCCAGAGUCCUAGACAAUCAGAGUCCAAAAGAGUACACAACGAAGUCAGAGAGAGAUCUGCAAGCCCGAGGAAAACACAGAGUAAAAAAGUAGAGGGCAUUACCAAUGCUGGGACUCAUGGGAAAGAGCAGUCUAGGGCACACAGGGGGAGAUCUGCCAGCCCAAAAAAGGCUUACAAGGACACCGAUAAAAUUCAUGAUGGUGAUCUAGAAAGGGUGCAGAAAUCUAUAACCAAGCCUCACAAGACUACCACCAAACCUGAAGCUACUGAUCACACAAGGGAGAAAAAUGACAAUCAUGAUAAAAUAAGAAAAGAUGAUAAGGGAGAGAAAGUAAAGGUUGAACAAAAGCAAGAAAAAUCUAGAAAAGAGGGAAGGGAUGAAAAAUCAAGAAGAGAAGAGAGGGAUGAGAAAUUUAAGAGGGAAGAAAGGGGAGAUAAAAUCAAGAAGGAAGAAAGGGGUGAAAAAUUCAAGAGGGAAGACAGGGAUGAGAAAUCCAAAAGAGAAGAGAGGGAUGACCAUUCUAGGAGGGAAGAUAGGCAUGACAAAUCCAGGCGGGAGGAGAGGGAUGACAAAUCUAGACGAGAAGGGAAGGAUGACAGAUCCAAGAGAGACGUGAGGGAUGAGAAAAAGACAGAUGAAAAGCACGAGAAAUCCAAGAGAGAUGACAAAACCCGGAGAGAAGAAAGGCAUGAGAAAAGGACAGAAGAAAAGGCAAACCACCAUGGAGCAAGUGACAAAAGAUCUCCAGAGAAAACAGUUUCACCAAAAAGUAUGACGGAACGGGAGAAAUAUAAAGCAGAGACUGAGCCUUCCAAAAAAGAGGGCUCUUAUCCAUUGAGUAAACAGCAGUCACGAGAUGUGGUACCAAAAAUGGAACAAGCUGAAAAGAACAGAUCAAGGGAGCCCACUGCUUCCCACAAAGAGUCCCUCAAGAAAUCCACAGCAGAAGCUGCAGACAAAACCAAAGAUGAAGGUGUGUCAAAAGCAGGAUCAAAGAAAAUUUCUCCGGGACCAUGGAAAGUGCCAGGAGUAGACAAAAUCACAGAUGCUGACACUUUCGAUAUAUAAACACUAACUGAGCAUACAUUUUGAGCAAUUUAUAACUCCUAGAAACUAUCUGGCAUAAAGGACAUUUGGGAUGUGCUUGUAUUGAAUGGUCUUCCACACGAUUGUGAAAUGGAAAUCUUUGAAGAUGUAUUGCUGCCCUUUUGACAUUGUGCUGCUAAAAUCAAAUGGGUUGGACAGUGUUGUACAGUUCUUGAACACAUUUAUUUAACUUUGCCAACGUGAUCAUAACAUAAUCCUGUGCCAAUUAGUCUACCUUCUCAUUUUAUUUCCUUUGUCUGUUUAAAGUGUAUGUUACAUAAGCCAAAAGAAGAAAAAAAAAAGUAAUAUCAUCAUGAUUCUCUUGAACAUGAGAUAUAUUUGACUGAGCAUGUUGCAUGUUUAUAUACCGUAACAAAACAUCAUAUAUGUGUGCACCAGUCAUGGCAAUGAGAGUUAUUAUUGGAAGUAGCCGCUAUCAAGAACAAAUAUCAAUUGAUUAUCAAUUUUUUGCCUUUUCAUAUUUAAGAAUCCUCUGUAACCAAGAUUUGCAGUACCAAAAGCAUUACAUGCAAACUGUAUUUUCACAAAUAGUUGAAUUCUAUUACAGCAAAGUACACGUAGCCCCCCACCCAAAAUGGCUUACUUUAUAUAAGCAAUUUUUGUAUGCACAAAUUGUGUCAAGGAUUACUCACCUUGAAAAUAUAUACUCAACCCUUAUCAUAGGUACCGGAAAUGCACAACUAUCACUUUUUGCAUACAAAGGGUUUGAUUUUAUUUUAUUUUUUCUAUGUUUGUAUUAUGAUUCUAAUGUUUUAGAAUACUCUAUAACCAAUUUUGCCUCCAUUGACUUUUCUUUCUUAUCAUAAAUCAUUUUACAUUAUUUUUAAAUAUCUAAUUUGAAUAGAGAAGGAGGAAGAUGGACGAAUUAUACGUAUAUUCAUGAGUGUGAUGCAUUUUAUCAACAUAUGUAAUUUUAUUAAGGCCGAAAAAAUUGGACAGUGUUUUUAUCAUAUGGGUAAAAAGUGAAAUGUGACAUAGAAUUUGCAACUGUAUAAAAUGAUUUCAUGAUGAGCAGUGUUCAAGAAUAGAAAACAAAGGGGUAAGAAAAGUCUACUAAUAGAGUAAAUGUAUUUUUUUUUUACCUGCAGCCUCCCAUGCUCAAUUUAAUUAGUAAUUGUGAUUGGUAAAUUCAUAAUAUUUUUAUUACCUUUUUAAGAAGAGAGAAUAGGUUAUUUACCAAAAAUGCAAUAUUGGCACAAUCAUGAGUUUCUUUAUUUUUUGGUAUAUUGUGAAAUUGUAUAUGAUCUACUAGCCACAAAAAGACAUUGUUACAUAGUUAUAUGGUACGUUUAAAUGUUUUUUUUGUUUUUUU